Molecule: messenger RNA, 4363 nt
Organism: Coturnix japonica (Japanese quail)
Lineage: Eukaryota; Metazoa; Chordata; Aves; Galliformes; Phasianidae
Gene: NIPAL2
Product: NIPA like domain containing 2
Biological process (GO): magnesium ion transport
Cellular component (GO): membrane
Molecular function (GO): magnesium ion transmembrane transporter activity
Source: RefSeq, a predicted model, not a curated record
AGAGAGGGAGAAAAAAGGCACCUGAGAGCACCGGGAAGGAGCAGCAACACCUGCAGACCAAGUUCCUUUCCACACCUGUAUGCUUUGAUGCAGAUCUUCUCCAGCUGAGCAUCUGCCAGAGCCCUUGGCUGUGUUGUGCUGCUCUGUGCACCCCUAGACAUGUGGUGACCUACCUGCACAGCAAAGCCCUGUCUGCACCAGGAAGCAAGUGCCACGUCCUCCACUUUGCCUCGCCUCCAGUUGCCUGUCCGUACUGGUGUGGCUGUGCAUGGCAUGGCCAGGGGGAUAUGGGCGUCCUCCCCAAAUCAGAGUGGGCAUCCUGGAGCAUGUUCUUUGAGGGCACCUUCUCCAGCCCCUGGUACAACAAACACAAGACUGAGCUCUUGGGAGUUUUACUUGCUGCUGCCUCAAAUCUUCUGAUGAGCGUCUCUUUGAGUAUACAGAAAUGUGCUCAUCUCCGACUGGCUCGCCAAGCAGAGCUGAAGCCCUUCUACAGGAGUGAGCUGUGGUGGUGUGGAGCUGCCCUGCUUGGCCUUGGAGAGCUGUGCAAUUUCACAGCCUAUGGAUUUGCCCCCAUUGCCCUCAUUGCUCCGCUAGGAUGUGUAUCUAUCAUAGGUAGUGCAUUUAUUUCUGUCUUAUUCCUAAAGAAGACCGUGAGGGCUGCAGAUAUAGUGGGAGGAAGUCUGGCAGUUGUAGGGAUGUACUUGUUGGUGACAUUUGCUCCAAAUGUACCCCAAGAGCUCACAGCAAGACGAAUACAGAAAGACUUAGUGAGCUGGACUUUUUUGGUGUAUGUGAUUUUAGAAAUCAUAAUAUUCUGCAUUCUCCUUUAUUUUUACAAGAUAAAGGCUGUGAAACACGUCGUGGUUUUGUUAAUGAUGGUGGCACUGCUGGCUUCAUUGACUGUCAUCACCGUGAAGGCUGUGGCCAGCAUGAUAAUGCUCUCUGCCAAGGGAAAAAUGCAGCUAACUUACCCUGUUUUCUAUAUCAUGCUCAUCUUAAUGGCAAUUUCUUGUGUUUUCCAAGUCAAGUUCUUAAAUCAAGCAGUGCACCUAUAUGAAGCAAGAACAGUUGUGCCCAUUAACUUUGUGUUCUGCACCACGAGCGCCAUCAUUUCAGGGGUCAUAUUUUAUCAGGAAUUCCAAAGUGCAGCUUUCCUGAGUGUGUUCAUGUUUCUGUUCGGGUGUCUCCUGUCUUUCCUCAGUGUAUUUGUAAUUGCAGUAAAUAAAAAAGAGGAGCAUUUACAAGUUCCUUACAUUGACUGUGGAUGUAUUCCCGGACAAAAAUUGACAGGCAAAAUACAACCAGAUUCUUACGGUUCAUGCUAUGGCACUUUGAAUAAUAAAGAUGACUCCGGGAAAAGUCAAAGCUGAAAGAAGAAGGCACCUUAAGUUCUGCUUAAUGAGAGGAAUGCCACUGGAACAAGAAUCAGCAGCACCUUUUCAUUGGACGUACUCACAUAGACAUUGAGUUCCUGCACGUUGAUGAGUCAUACGUUAUUUAAUGCUGCUUAGUUUAUCCCCUGGCUGUUCCAAAUGUGUUUUGAAGAUAAAGAAAGCCUUAAGAAAAACUCAAUAACCAUUAAUGAAACGGAACAUUCCCAAAGUAUAAAUGCCUCUUAGUAAACGAGUAGGGAUAUUUUUAGACUUUUAAUUGCCUGGAAAUGCAAAUAGGCACAUGACGGGAUUUUUAAAACUUGUUUUUGAAAACCCCCAGAUGUGCAUAGAUGCUUAAGGAGAAAGAUGAGAAACAAAGAGGAGUUUUGUGAGAGACUUCAAAAUUUUCUGCUGUAUAUCUGCUGCCUUUAAAAUUCUGAUCCUGCUUGCGCAAGAAUCAAAACUGCUGGCAUAUAUGCAGUAUGCACAAAACCUGUACACAUGUUUUUACUAUGUGCAGAGGGAAAAUCCUGAUUAUCUUUUUCCAUCAGACUAAUUCUCUUAUCUUCAAAGGACAUAAGCACUUAUCUGAGGUGGGGGAAAGAGAAGAGCAUUUGUCAUAAACCUCGGUGCACAUGCAUGUAUUUGCAAGGUACUGGGCAGUCGUGUCGCAUUUUAUAGCCUUCCCAUGUCUUGUGUACUGGGCUGGACUGGUCAUAUUUUAAAUUAGUCUGGUCUAGUCUGAGGCUUAGCCACUGUUUUUAGGAAAAGAGAGUUUUAAUGAAGGAAGCGCAAAGAGAAAAUGAGGGAUCCAGGCUUCGUCUCUUGAUGUGUAUUCCAACACCCUGAAAAAUCUCUUGUGCGAUAGCUUGAGUGAUAAAAAUAUGUGUAAAAUCUUGGGAACUACUAACCAGGGAGGAGAGGGUCGUGAGACCCUGGCACAGCUGCCCAGAGAAGCUGUGCAUGCCCUUCCCCUGAGGUAAUCAAGGCCAGGUUGGAUGUGGCCCUAGGCAGCCUGAGCUGGCAGGUGGCAGCCCUGCCCAUGGCAGGGGGUUGGAACUGGGUGGGCUUUAAAGUCCCUUCCAACCUAUAUCAUUCUAUGACUAUAUGGUAUUGCAGAAAUACUCCUAAAAUAUAAACUAAAGCAAAUCCUGCACCUUUACUACAUCCAUGGCAUGAGGAAAGCUUGUAAAACAUGGGGUCACUGGAGUCAUGACAGCAGCACAAAUUUUCUUUCAUUACAUGGUAGUUUCUCCACAUUUAUUUGAAGAGAUGACAGCAAUGGGGAACCACAGCAGUGCUCAGGUCUGGGAAGUUGCAGUGUCCCCCCAGUCCCAGCCUCUUGGAAAGAAAACUGCUGCUGGGCAUUAAUGGUGUGCCCAUCCAUUCUGCUGGUAUAUCUGGCCUGCCCUAGCUGACACUGCAAUGCUCACAAACCUCCUCUGAGAAAGAAAGUGCUCUUGAAAAGCAUUCAGUAAUAGCCUUCACAUCUUGGACAAGAUACUUCUUUUGGGAUUGGAUUAAUCUGCUGUAAUGAAUAUGGGCAGUAGGAUGUGCAGAUUUUGUUUCACUGGGAUAUGAUGAAAUGAGAUCUCCCUUUUUCUUUUCCCGAGUAAUUGUUUAUUUCAUUCUAAAAUAGGUAGAGCCAAAGAUCCAUGAGAUGGUUUCACUUCAAACAAAGUGCACACAGCUCUGUAGAUUUUUCUAUACAGCAAUGUCCCAGCUGUGAAAUUUGCAGAGCUGUUUUUUACCACGGAUCUUUUCCAUCUGGCACAGGACAGGGCUCAGUGUCUGCACCUUGCUUGUACCAACUGACUUCCUGCAGCCUUCCUUUACCCUCUUGUAGCUUGAGUUCAAGUUUCUAAGGUUAAGAAACAAAAGGUACCAGAUUCUGUAUGCUUUCUGCAGGGAAUAAGGGCGUAUCUCUGUGCCUCCUAUGCUCCUUGCCUCUUGUAUGUCAAAUGUAAGUAACUUUCUGAUUCUCAAGUGAGAACAUGUGCUAAAGAUGUAAAUAGGAGGCCUAUAGUUUUUCAUUCUAUGACCUGAGGCGUAAAGUGGGACAUGAUUUAUUUUUGCUUCUUGUUAAAAUUAGUGGCCUUGGGCAUCUUUCUGAAAUCUGCCUCUGUGAUUCAGGAGGGCUGAAAGAGGGAUGAAGGAGGGAUCAAUCACAUCCGUGAUUCAGGAGGGAUGAAGGAGAUUUCUCUUCCAAGUACGAAGUGAAAUGUACAAACCCAUAGCAAAAGUUAUAAUUGAUUAUUAAUUUUUUUAUUUCUUCUCAAAUAUCAUAUCUUUCCUUCAUGUGGGUUUAUGCAAAACUGUAAGGGUUAAAAAUGUUUUCUGUAAGCUUGAAUGUAAUUAGAAUUAAUUCAUAGAGGAAAAUUUUGGCAAGAAUUAUGUGCAGUUAAAACUUGUGAUUAGACAUGAUUUUGGAAAUGCGAACAUAUUCCAACAAAUUAACAUAUCACAGGGUCAGAGAAAUGUGGUGAUGAUAAUUUGUUACUGCUCUGCAAAGAAAGGGACAUGAUUUGUUUCAAGAAUCAAUUUCUAAUCAGUGCUAUUUUCAGGGUGGUCAGGCUGCCCAGGGAGCUGGUGGAAUCACCAUCACUGGAGAGACAUGUGGAUGUCACACUGAGGGACGUGGUUAGCGGGCACAGUGUGGGCAUUCGAGGCCAGGCUGGAUGUGGCUCUGGACAGCCUGGUCUGGUGUUGGCGGCCCUGCACAUGGUGGGUGAUUGAAACUGGAUGAUCAUUGUGGUCCUUUUCAACCCAGGCCAUCCUGGGUUGGCUCUAUGAUUCUAUGAUUCUAUGGAUGGGCAGAUGGUUGGACAUGGUGACCUUAGUGGUCUUACUCAACCUGAAUGACUCUGUGAUUUUGUGAUUUGCCUUGUGAUGUUUAGGUGACAAGUAGCACAGAAAUGCUUACUGAAAAAGAGUUUGGCUUUUUUUCACUGGAACACAUAAAAAACCUCCUGAAACCCUUCUCUUUA